GAUCUGCCGACAACCAUGUAACAACCUGUCGAUUCGCUGCAAGACUGAAUACACUGUUACUUGCAGUGCGUAUGGUGUACUUCGCUCUGCACAUGGACUGUAUUUUUGUCUCCAUUUAAUGAAUUUGCACAGUCUUCCUCUAGCACUGCCAGGAUUACUAGUAUAUGCACCAAAAAGUUUGUUCGAAUUAUAGAACGCAGUUGUUCGACGGGCUCCAAACAGCGAAAACUGUGUUUUUAAGACAUCGUAAUUUGUAUUCUUUGAGUUGUCAAAAAACUGACCAUGCCAAAAGGAAGGCUGUUUGCUCCUUCUACGUCAACUGAUGGCAACUGGUUUCAAACAAGGGGAUUCCAGUCAGCACCUUUGUUUCGCGACACAUCAACAAGUACCGGGGAAAUGCUGACUGCAACAUUCAAACCAGAAUCUUCGUGUAGACCAGCUCGACCACCGUCUCCUUUCAAUAGUUGGACCCGGGUUACAUACGAAGAUGAAAAUCCAUUUUCUCUCCAUGACAACAGACAUUCUUUUCAGGAUCAUGGUGUCUAUUUUGGUCAUGGAUUAGGAAAAAAGCUACUUCCACCAGAAGAAAGACAACACUACUCUAAGCAACUAAUAUCCUGGGAUAAAAAAGACUUUUUCAGUGAUACAAAUUAUUACAAUUCAUACCAGACAAGACAUUGCAAAAAUCCUCCUACAAGGCGAAGAUUUCCACGAAUACACUCAGAAGGAAAAGCUGGCUCGACAAAAUUAGACACAACAACAACAGAGUGGUUUAAACCACCAGAGGUACCCCAUGAAACAAAAACCCAGGUGUUAGCAUCUUCACAAGAACCAUUCCUAAAACACAAUCCAUGGAAGUAUUCCUACAAAGCCAGCACUGCCAGACUUGUUUUAUAACUAUAUGUGCCUAUGCAAUUUACUUGUAAAUUAAAUGUGUAUUUUCAAAGAAUUUAACAUAUUAUUGGAGUGUGUGAUUGCAUGCCUGCAUGAAGUAAUAAGCUAUGCACACAAGUUGACACUGAUCUCAAAUACAAUUUGUUUUUCCUCAUUUGUUGCUAUGUUUAUACAUAAACAAGUUGUGAUAAAAUCACAGACUGCAUAGUGAGUCUUGGG
Molecule: messenger RNA, 1113 nt
Organism: Saccoglossus kowalevskii
Lineage: Eukaryota; Metazoa; Hemichordata; Enteropneusta; Harrimaniidae
Product: testis-expressed protein 36-like
Source: RefSeq, a predicted model, not a curated record